AGUCACAUUUGAACCUUCUUCAACCCGAGACAGUAUCAAGUCAUAGCCUGCUACUACUACUACUACUACAACUACUGUAAAGCCAUGAAGACUCUUGCUCUCCUCUUCUCCUUUGCAUUUGUGCUGGUCUUCACUGCGCCCACUAAGACAUCUGAUGAGCAUCAUCUACUGAGGAGGAUCAUGAUCAAGGCUAACAAGACCCGCGAUGAAGGCCCGGAGGCCCUUUUGGACAGUCUAGUGCCAGCGCAAUUCAAUCAAGUUCGCUGCAAGGAACACGGGCCUAAAGAUUUCUGCAUAGCGGAGAAGAUUCUGUCUAACAUAAACGAAGAGCAGUACGGGACUUCAGACAACAACAUUGGGACAAUCAGCAGAGAGCUGAAGCAGUACAAUAUGCUUCACCCUUCCAACUGCACAGUGAAGAAUAACGUUGACGAGGAACAGCUCCGCGCUCUCCUGAUGAACCUCUACGACUGUGCCCAAAUCAUCUAUGCCCGUCCCCACCCUGUCACUCAUCACAAAACGACCCCAGCACUUUGAGGGGACUGAUGGGAACUCUGUCGAUCGUGCAUAGUCCAAUAACACAUAUGAUUAUUUAUUGAAUUGUAUUUAAAUGUACUAUGACAUUUAUUUUUGUACUAUUUAUGAAUAAAUUAACUAAUUGCUAAAAAC
Salmo salar (Atlantic salmon) is the source of this 669-nucleotide messenger RNA. RefSeq lists its product as uncharacterized. The record is from RefSeq and is a predicted model, not a curated record. NCBI's taxonomy places the organism in Eukaryota, Metazoa, Chordata, Actinopteri, Salmoniformes, Salmonidae.